This is a messenger RNA of Sarcophilus harrisii (Tasmanian devil), 7105 nucleotides long. RefSeq names its product tRNA methyltransferase 61A (gene TRMT61A). The record is from RefSeq and is a predicted model, not a curated record. The coding region runs from base 73 to 1374 and encodes 433 amino acids. NCBI's taxonomy places the organism in Eukaryota, Metazoa, Chordata, Mammalia, Dasyuromorphia, Dasyuridae. Gene Ontology annotation, biological process: tRNA methylation. Gene Ontology annotation, cellular component: nucleus; tRNA (m1A) methyltransferase complex. The transcript is spliced from 4 exons.
GGAGCGCGGACUAAGCGCGGGAGCCGCGGGCAGAGGCCGGCCUGCGGCCGGGGAGGUUUCGGCGCGGUUCCCAUGGACAAUGGGAGGAUGGGUUACGAGGCAAGGCCCCGCGCGGCAAGCGGGGAGAGCUCCGGGCCUGGGGCGGGGGGCGGGUCAGUGACCGUUGGGUGCCUCAGGCAGCGUCCCACGUUGCGUUCGGGGCCCCCCGCGGGCGGCGUUCGGGGCCCCCGCGGGCGGCGUUCGGGGCCCCCGCGGGCGGCGUUCGGGGCCCCCGCGGGGGAGCGCUCUGGCCGCGGCCCGGGACCGAGCCGGGCGGCCCGGAGGCGGGGCCGGGGGAGGAGCCCCAGCCGCGGGCUCUGCGGCGUCAGCACUGAGCGCCGGGCCAGGAAGCCGAGCCUUUUCGGAGCCGUCGCCGCCGCCGCCGCCGCCGCCCGGAACCACGUGCGGAGCCCGCCCGCGCCGAACCCAGCGGGACCCAGGGCAGCCUCAGUAGAGAUCUUCAUCAUGAGUUUUGUCAAGUAUGAAGAGCUCAUUAAAGAAGGGGAUACUGCCAUCAUUUUCUUGGGCCAUGGCUCCAUGUUCCCAGUGCAAGUCCAGCAUGGGGCUCAGACCCAGACCAAGUAUGGUGUGAUCCGUCACUCAGCCCAUCUCAUUGGCCAACCCUAUGGAUCCCGGGUUACCUGCAGCAAGGGGGGCUGGGUUUAUGUGCUCCAUCCCACCCCUGAACUCUGGACCCUGAACCUGCCACACCGGACCCAGAUUCUCUACUCCACAGACAUCUCCAUCAUCACAAUGAUGCUGGAACUGAAGCCUGGCUCUAUUGUUUGUGAAUCAGGUACAGGGAGUGGCUCCCUAUCCCAUGCCAUUAUCCGGACAGUGGCUCCUACUGGGCAUCUGCACACAGUGGAGUUUCACCAGCAGCGAGCUCAAAAGGCAGAGGAGGAAUUCCGGGAGCACCGAGUAGACCGCUGGGUGACCGUGAGGAACCAGGAUGUGUGUAAGAAUGGCUUCGGUGUGUCCCAUGUGGCCGAUGCCGUCUUCCUUGACAUCCCCUCACCCUGGGAAGCCAUUGGCCAUGCCAAAGACGCCCUGAAGGUUGAAGGUGGUCGCCUCUGCUCUUUCUCACCUUGCAUCGAACAAGUCCAGCGGACCUGCCAAGCCCUGGCUGAGCAUGGGUUCAUCGAAGUCACCACCCUAGAAAUCCUGCUGCGAGAGUACAACGUUCGGACAGCUAACUUGCCUUUGCCAGAUCUGGGUGGGGCACUGGACCCCUUGCCUGUCCUAGGCGAGGCUCAGUUUAAGAUUGGGGUGCCCUUGAAGGAGACUGUGGGUCACACUGGCUACCUGACCUUUGCCAGCAAGAGUUUGUUUUGAUGCUGCUGUUCCGGAGAGGGGAGGAGGCUGGGAGGUGGAAUGAAAGGAGGCUAUGAUAUGUGAAGUCUCCCAGUUUUCUUCGCUUGGUCAGAGAAUGCCUUAUAUAGUCAGGCCUCUCAGGCCUGGGCUUUUGUGGAAACACCACUCAGGCAGGCACUCAGCAGUCUGCACCCCGGGUUUUGGAAAUGGAGCAAGGAAUCUGGCCAAGUCCUAUCUAGGGUGUUUACUUUGCAUCUUUUCACCCACCCCCACCCUCUUUCUUGAACUCCUCCAACAUUCCCCCUCACCCUUCCCCCCUCCGCCCCCACUUCCCCUCCACAACUCUGUGGCCUGGAUUGAAUUUAUUUAGAUUUAGGAGAUGUUUUCCACCACCAUCCCCCUCAUCCCACUCCAGGCUUAUUUCCUUGCGUUUUUAUUUUUUCUUCUAAAAGAUAAAAAAUUGUCCCUGCCACCAGCCUGUCUUCCACAUCCCUCUGUGGGUGCUUUGUCCAGCAGGGAACAAGCAAGCUUUGAGCUUUAGCCAGAAAAGAACAAAAUUUAAAGCCAGGAACUAAGUUCAGUUCUUAUUCCAUUAUUCCAUCACCUAUACAGCCUUGUCAAGUGACUUCCUCUCUCUAGACCUCAGUUCCUUUAUCUAUAAAAGGAAGUGAUAGAACUGGAACUCUAAGACCACUUCUAACCUUAAAUUCUGUUAUCCUAAAAGCUCCUGAAUGACUGGUAAGGUUAGGGGCAGCUCCUACUAAGCUAAUGCCAUUUGUGGGGGUAAGAGGAGGAGUACAAUACCUCUUCCCCACCCCCAUCCAUACCCCAAGCUUGGCUUUGGGGACUGGAUUCCAGCUGUUCUCAGGAGCAAAUGCUCUCCUCUUCUGCUAUUUUUCUAAGUCCCUAGAGAUGGAAGGGCCUCUCUUACCCUUGCCCUGGAAUGUUAACAGCUGUAAGAUGGAAGAUAUACCAUCCUAAGCCUGUGGAUAACCCCUUUGUAAUAAUAGAGAACUUAGUACAUUCUUUUAAAGGCUCACCCUUCCCAUGUUUCUUUACCCAGAUAGUCUUUGGCCUGGUGUGCACAUCAGCUGUCUUUUUUUCCUGGGUUGCCCUUGGAGUGCUGGAUCACAUUUCCAUCUUCUGAAAUGGGUCUCCCACAUCUCCUAGAGGAGCAAAGAAGGAGGCCACCUCUCUAGCAUCAUUUGUCAGAAUUUUGCUUGGAAGCAGUGCUCAAACCUGAUAUUAGGGGGAAAAAUUCUAAUAAUCAGGACCCAAAGAAUGUUUCUGGAGGUAACGAGCUGUCUGUCACCUUUGGAAUAUUUGGGGAUGUUGCAGAUGGGAAUCCUACUCAAGCAAGGGUUGGACUACUUGUCCUCUGAGUAUCCCCUACCUCUGAGAUUCUCUGAUAUUUAAAACAGACCUAUUUCGCCCUUAGAGAUUCAUGGGAUCCUGGAUCUCAAGCAGCUAUCCAGUACCUGAACAGUAUGUCUUGUAUUAUAUCUAGUCUCUGUUUUGAAAAACUCCAUUGACAGGCCACCUGAGGCAGCCCAGUCAAUUUUGGGGUAGCUCUGAUUUCUGUCACUAAUUUAAUGCUUUGGAAUUGAUGUGGCACUUUACUUAAUACGAUCCUGUGAAAUAUCUCCAUUUUAAAAAUGGAAACUUGACCCUUCAAGUGAAUAAGAAAUUUUUUUCUUAAGAUGAAAUCUGCAUUAUGAGACCAAAGCGAACAUGUUUUAAUCCACUCCCCUGCCGUAGCCCCUUCCAAUAGUUGAAGGCAACGAUUCCCUGGAUUCCCACCUGAGGCUUUUCUUCUCUGGGAUAAGCACCUUCAAGGUCUCCAGCAAGUCCUCAUGGGACUCAUGUCCGUGAUACCUGAAGGUGUGGGAGUGCAGAAAUGGUUUGUAGUUCUAAGAGCUGAGACUCCUUACUCCAAUACCGGCCAAAGGACCUCAAUGGGUCCCGGUUUGUGGCUAUUCUGGGGAAAUGAACACGUAGAUACUCCAAAUUUGUCUUAGUUUAAAAGGAAAUUCCAUCUGUUCCUACCAGCAAAAGAAAGGCAGAAAACACUUAUGGGUGUCCAUUAUGGGAGAUACAAGAGCCUUGGCUCCAGUGUUAGCCUUUUGGAAGGAGAGAAAAGAUAUUGGAAAUGGGUUCUCUGAUUCCCCUGCCUGUCUGUCAGACUUGGGGGUAUCGGCCACAUGCAGGUACUUGUGUGCAGAGGUGGGUACCCGUCAGCGCAUACGUACGUAUCUGGGUGCAUAAUUGGCAGCUGUGUCCUAAACACAAUGACUUUGGAGUCAAAUUGGACUCGAUUAUUGACUCGGACACUUGAGUGACUGCGCAACCUGCGACAAUUCUUCUGCUAAAAGGGACUAAUAAUAACAACCCUCCCUCACAGAGUGGGGUAUGAAUUUGUUUGGUAAACCUUGUCAACACGAGCCUUCCCUGCAGUGCAUAUGUGUUUGUGCCUCUCUGGGUGUGUUUGCACAGAGCUCUGGCCAUUUCCUUGGGGGAGAGGGGGUGACUGGGAGCAGCUGGGCUGCUUUGGGGUCAAGGGGGCGGGGUGUGCUCUCUGUGGGUUGCCAGACCACAUCCUGUUGCUGAAGGCCAGGGGCCUCAGCUGCUCUGAGUACCCAGAGUGAGGGCAGGACCUGGAGCCAGCUGGGGUUGUGGAAUGGUCCUGAGGGAGACAAGGGAAUAUCCCAUGUGGUCAAGGCUAGGGCUGAGGCGGUUCUGGCUAUGGGAAGGGCAGGCCCAGCCUUGGAGAAGUGCCCUCCCCUUCCACACCCUAUUGUGGAAGCUUAAAGUGACUUAAAGUCACAGGGUCUGGAAAAGCCAUGUAGUUCAUCUCCACAUUCCCAGGUAGAACCAUUGUUAUUAAUAGUGAGAAUUUAUUGUGCUAAAGGAGGAAAUCAAAGCUUAAGGAUUUGCCUGAGAUCACACAGCUAAGUGUUGGUCCCUGGACUCCCGGGUCCACAGAAUUCCCCAAGGAAGGUCCUAAGGAGCCAAAUGUCCCCUCCUGCAUGCUCACACACACACACUUUACCCACAUUGAUCUAACCUUCCCUCUGGUUGCUUUUGCCUCUAUUGGAUAUUUGGAAUCAAAACACCCAAGUUGUAAGGUAAUUUAGAGAUCUUCUAGUCCGGUCCUCUUGUUUUAUAGGUGGAGAAAUUGAGGCUUUCAAGGUAAAGAGAAAUCACUGUGAUCCAAAUUCACACAAGAAUUCCAAACCAGGACCAAGUCAGAUUUGUCUUACCACACUCAUAAAUAGGGAACAUUGACGCGGUGCUCACUAUAUGCCAACCACUAAGUGUUUUAUGGUUGUUUUCUCAUUUGAUCCUCACACUAUCCCAUAGCAAGUAGGUGACAGCCACAUUUUACAGAUGAGGAGAAUGAGACAGGCUUAAGUAACUCACCCUAGUGUCUAGGGCUUCCUGGUUCCAGGUCCAUCCUAGAGGGCUUGGGGAAUGGAGAUUGCACUUUCUGUUCAUUUUCAAUGAUCCAGGUACCAUAACUGAGGUCUCCUGGGGAAGUCCCCAAGGUAGACAGCUAGCAUUGGCUAUGGCCAUAGACGGGGUCAUUGGUUUCCAAAUGACUAGCCACCUAAAAUGGGAGAAAUAGUGACUAUACCAGCCACCCAAGGACAUCUUUUUAGGAAGCUCGCUUGUCCAAAAAGAGGCCUUGAGGUCUUAACCCUAUCACUGUUGUGCUUAGCUCAGAGUAACCAGUUAAUAAAUGCUUACUGACUGACUACAGGCUCAGGUGUGUUUCAGACUAGUGUGGGUUAGGAAGUUCACGGCUUGUUUUUGUUUGUUUUUUGCUUAUGAACUAGAUUUUUAUUCAAGCUUUCUUCCUUGGACUUUUUGGUUUGGCUCAUUUCCAAUCCCAGCUCUGCCAUUGUGAUAUCACAAGCAAGCACUGUGCUUCAUGGGCCCCCUCUGUAAAAUGGGGGUGUUGGACUAAGUCCCGCUCAACCCUGAUGUUCUCUGAAGUAGUUCAAGUUAAUUCUCGAUUUGUGAGGUCUGUUCUCAGUCCUGGGAUCAAGGACUAACACAAUAGACUGUUAUUCUUAGCUCCAAGGCCCCAUUGUAUCAAAAGUUCAGAGGAGAGAAGGGGGUGUAUACAAGAGAUGUUUGCAAAGAUGAAAUCAAUAGACUGGAAACAGAUUGGCUAGGUGAACAGGUGAGAUAAUAAGGAGCCAAGGAUAACUGCUAAGUUGUGACAUUGGAGGACUGGGAGCACAGGAGUGUCCUCUACAGUGACAGAGACAUAAAGGUGAGGAUUUGGGUGAAAAUAUGAGUUCUAUUCUGGACAUGUUGAGUUUAAGAUGCCCAUGGCACAUCCAGUUUGAGAUGUUCAGUAGGCAAUGUGAGAUUGGAGGUUAGGAGAGGCCGGAUCUUAAUUAUUGGGUUUGAGAAUCAUCAGUCUAGAGAUGAUGAAGUAAUAUAAAAAGGAGGAAAGUGGGCCCAAUGUUAACAGUUAAAAUAAGGUAAACUGAGGCACAAAGUUCCAAGCAUGAUUAAUUUAUUAGUAAAAGACAUUUAUCAAUAAAUAGAAUUCCAAUUUGGGGGAGAAGAAACAGGAUCUUGGAGAUGAACAAGUUAUAAUAGAUUACAAGAUGGGGGUGGGGAACAACAUAAUUGGUGAAAGAGAUGAGGUGUGGGGGACAUAAUGAUUUAUUGGGAAUGAGGAGCUAAGCAAUAAUCCCCUCUUGUAACUGAGAAAUGUUCUUUGAGUCCACCUGCAAGGUCAGAGAUGGUGGACCACAUUUCUUUAGAUAGUAAACCAGACAUGCUUGAAGCAUGACUUGAUGUAAAAAUACUAGACUAGACCCCCUGGUGUCUACCGCAUCCCUCAAAGACAACAGAUUUUCUUGAGGCAAGAAUAGAACAGUGAUUAGCCAGAGAACUAGAUUUCUAAACUUAACUCGUUACCAGCCAACUAAAUUUCUAAACUAAGUUCAGAGACAAAACCAUGACUGGCAGUUAUAGAACAAAAUCAACUAGCCAUAAAUAGGUUCAAUAAGAAAUGAUAGAGAAUCAAUUUAAUCUCCCAAGACAGAAUCUUAGGGGACACGUACAUCCAGGUUGGGACCCCAAUAGAGACCCAGUAAAAGAGAUUGGGAAGGAGCAGUCAGGUAAGUAGGAAGGACAACCAGGAGAGAGUGAUGUCACAUAAACUCUAAAGAAAAGAUUGUCUUUCAUGAGCAAUGACAUGUCAGAACAUGGAGGACCAUGACAUCAGGGAGGUGAUGAUGUGACAUGCAAGUGAAUUGGAUUUAGGUGAGGGAGGGAUGUAUGAGGUCACCCACUUCACUUUCCCCUUUAGGGCCAUCUGGUCUCUUCUCCUGUGGGGUGGGUGCCUUUCUAUCCAGAUUUUCUGAUUUAAUAAUCAGCCUGGGCUCUUUCCCUGCACUUGUAUUUUUCCCAGGUCUUUCAUAUUUAACUAGCACCUUUUAGUCCCCAACUACCCUUUCUCUCUGCCCCAGAGACACUGCUAGUAACUUUGGCAACAGCAAGCUAGUAAAGAAGGACAAAGAAAGCCACACUGGGCACACGAACACACUCUAUGAAAUGCCAAACACAACAAGCCCCCUCAGCAGUGUUAUGUUUCUUUCCAAACACUCAAGAAUCAAGGAAUCUUUGUCCAGCUUUUUCAGUGAUCAGGGUUAAGAAAAACCACAUGGGAAAAUUUGCAAGAAGGGAUGAGUGAAAAAAAAAAUAGAACCUAAAGAAAGUUAUAUAUCAU